Messenger RNA from Paramecium tetraurelia, 4476 nucleotides. RefSeq lists its product as uncharacterized. NCBI's taxonomy places the organism in Eukaryota, Ciliophora, Oligohymenophorea, Peniculida, Parameciidae. The record is from RefSeq and is a predicted model, not a curated record. The transcript is spliced from 6 exons.
AUGGCAGAGAAUAUCAUUCCAUAAAAAACUGAAGGAGAUGAACGACCCAGUCUGUGUUUCUAAUAAGAAUUGGAUGGAGACAAAAUAAUCUAUAAGGAUGUUAGAAAAGCAAAUAUUCCAAAUACAGCAGAUAUUGCAUACUGUGAGAUAAGAAUAACUGAAUUAUAGGCUGAACUAGAUGCCUAACGUGAGUAGGUUUUCAAGUUAGAACAACAAUAAGAUUUGUAUGUAACAUAUGAAUAGACAAUAAAUUAAUUGCAAGAAAGAAACUAGAUUUUAAAUGAUGAAAAUAAAUAGCUGACACUUUUGCUGCGUUCUAGAACGAAAGAGUUAGAUUUAGCAAAAUUUAAGAUUCUUGAAUAUGAGUAGCAAUUAGAGAGAUUAAGGGAUGUAGAAUAAGAUUAUAAAAAUACUUAUGACUAAUUGUAGGUGAGAGAUAAAGAACUAAGAGAGUUGACAGAAAAGUACGGAUAAUUGGAAUUGAGGCACUCACAAUAGAAAGUACUUGAAUUAGAGAAUUUUGAACUUCAAAACAAAUUAUCCAAUCUCGAGAGUGAUUUGAAUGUGUAUAAGGAUAGGAACAUCAAAUUAGAAGCUGAGAGAAAGAAACUUACAGAUCUGAAGACGGAAGUAUCUACAAUUUCAAAGAUUGAAGCAACUAAGAGUGAGGUCAAUAUUUCGUAAGUUGCUAUAUCAUAGCCAGCAUAAGAUUAUGCUAAAUUCAAGGCACAGAUAUAGGAAUAAUCUGAUCUUAUUAACUAAAUGAAAAAUGAUAUUCAGGAAAAAGAUCAUAGAUUAGGAUUGCUUAAUCAUGAACUUAUUAAUUUAUAGGAAAUAUUAUCAAAUAAGAAUGAAUUAAUAUCUUAAUUACAAUCGUAACUAGAUUUAUCUGAUUCUAAACUAAAGGAAUUAGAAGGCAUGGCUGAUAAAUAUAAAUCUAAGCCUACUACUAUAAUUAAAACUAUUGAAAAAAUAGUUAAAGUCACCCCAACAGAUGCAGACGAAGAAAAGGUCAGGCUAAAUAAUGAAUUAGAGAGAGCAAACUUUGAAAUCGAAAGAUAUAAGUUUGAAUUUAACUAAUUGUAAUAAAAAUUAGAAACUCAAGAGAAAAUAAUAUCUGAUUUAACAAGAGAUAUCAGAUAAAUAAUUUCUUUAAAUGAAGAAAUUGAGUUGUUAAAGAUAGACAAGGCCAAUCAAAUAAAUGCUUUAAAUUAAAAGGAAUAAGAUUAUGAAUUUACUUUGAAUUUAUUAAAUUAAAAAACACUAGAACUCUAGAAUCUUGAUAAACUUAGGUUUAAUUUAGCAUUUGCUGAAGAUCAGAUUCAAACAAAACAAAGAGAGAUUAUCUCUUUGAAAAGAAGGGUUGGAGAUGUUGAGAAUUCAAAUAACUAAUUAAAAUAGUUAUAACCUGAAUUACGAGAGGCAAAGAGACUUAUUGAAGAAUUAAGAUCUGAGAAUGAAAAAUAAGAUUAAUAAAUUAAGUAACUCAAAUCCAAUUUGAUGGAUGCUGAUGUUGUCAUUAAUUAGUUAAAAAAAUUAGAAUAAAGAAUCAAAGCAUUAUAAAAUACAAAUUCUUUAUUAAGACAAGAAAUAACAUAAACACUUACUGAAUCUGAAUAGUGGAGACAAAAGUACAAUCAAGGAUGCUCUGAAAUUACUAGAUUAUAGAGACUAUUAGAAGUGAAUUAAUAAAGAUAAUAACUUCUUAAUGAAUUAAAUAAGAAUUUCAAAAAUGACUUUGAAGUACCUGAUAUCAAAGUAGACCCACUUCAAUCUCCCCAAAGGUUAACUAAGCAAAUUAUUUAAGAUGAUUCAUAAAUUUAAAAAAUGAAGAAUAAUUUAGUUGCAGUUGAAUUAUAACUAGAAUCAGUAUUUAGAAAUAAAAUACUUGAAUAAUAAACUUAUUAAAGCUAGAUUGAUGAAAUUAAUUCCAAAUAUCAACUGAAAAAGGGAGAAAGCGAAUCAUGGAAAUAAAAAUACUUAAAAUCGGAAUAAGAAAAUGUUAAAUUAAUGAAUAUCAAUGAGAAAUACACAGUAUUAUUACAAAGAUAUAAUUCUUAAGAAGUUAUUAUAACUAGUCUUAACGAAAAAGUCAAAUUAUUGACUUUAGAGAUGGAUAAGAGCAGAACUGAAGUUUUUAAUUUGCAUUUGCAACUAAGUCAGUUGGACGUUUAUAUAUAAGAAAGGGAUUAAUUCAAGCAGAGAGCAGACGCUUAUUAUUCAGAGAUUUAAAAUCAAUAUAAAUAGAUUCCACUUUUAAAAGCAUAAGUAUUAGAUUUAACAAGAUAAUUAAAAUUGACUGAAAUCCCUGUGAUUCAUGUUGCUUAAAAAACUGAUGCCCUUGAAAAACUAAGACAAUAAAACGUGGAAUUAGAAUAAAAAAUUGAUGAUACAUUAGAGGAUUAAAUUGAUGAAUUGUACUAAACUAAUCAGGUCUUAAGGUAAGAAUUGACUAAAUAAAUUGAUAUCAAUACCCAAUUGAUGAAGGAUUUAUCUAAUGCUGAUAGAAAGAAGCAAGAUAUACUUAUAGAACUUUAGUUAUUAUAAGCAGUUGAAAUAGAUUACUAAUAAUUAAAAAUUGCAUACUUAAACAAACAAAAAGAAAAUGAUAAAAUUAAGAUGCUAAGUGACUAAGUUGAAUUCAAUUAAAGAGAUCUUGAAAAUGCUAUACAUUCAUCAAAUCAAUUAGGAUUAGAAUAAAAAAAUGAAAUAUUAAAAUUGAGAGAGAGAACAAAUAAUUAAAAUGAUUAAGUAAAUUAAUUAUUAGUCAAACUUAAUAGUUUAUAAUAAUUGAACAAUGAUUAUAAAUUUAAAUUAAAGAUGUUCCCUGAAUUAUAAGAGAAAGUGAAUACAUAAGCCAAAUAGAUUGAUGAUUUGAAGAAGGCAUUACAAAGUUCAAAUGAGAUAAGGGAUGAAUUAACUGCUAAAUGCACUUUAUAAUAAGUCAAACUUUAAAGUUUAGGUCCUCUUUAAUCAAAGAUUGAGAGUCUAUAAUUGAUACUAGAUGAGAGAUCAAGAUAAUUAGAGAUAUAGUAAACAAAAGCUUUAGAAUUGGAGGAUAGCAAGUCAAAACUCAACUAAGAAUGGAGAAAGAAAUUUGAUGCUGUUGAAGUCUAAUUAAAAAACCAAAAAGAAUUAGAGUAAUUGUUGAAACAAUAAGAACAUGAUAUUAAUGAUAUGAUUAAUUUGAAUAAUAAAUUAAAUGUAUAGAAUAAAGAAUUAAAUGUUGCUAAUUAACUACUGAAUAAAGAUGUUGAUCAAAGAGAUAUCGAAAUAAAGAGACUGUCAGCGAUUGAAACCGAUUUCAGAAAAUUAAAUGAGAAUUUAUUAAUUGAAUUGUAGAGAAUUGCAGAUCUUACAGAUAAAUUACAAAUUUCAUAAAAUCAAUAUGAUGCUGCAAAGAGAGAUUAAGAGAGAUUAGAAAAUAAGUGUGCUAUGAUGUCUAGUGAAAUUGAGAGAUUAUCUGUUAUGGUUAAAAAUAAAAAUAUAGAAAUAUAAGGAAAUAAAGCUAUUUUACAUUAGAAUCAAUCACAAAUUGAUCAAGUUCAACCAAUAUUUGUCGAGAAUAAGAGAUUAUUUGAUGAAUUAAAUAAUGUAUUAAAAUCGAAUGAAGAAUUGAAAAUACAGUCAAUAUAAUUGUAAAAAUAAAUUGAUGAAUUAAAAUCAACUAUUAGUAAUGGUAGUAGCUACGAAAAUUAAUUAAAAUAUGAAUUAGAUUAACUUGAAUAGGUAUUAAGAAACAAAGAAAAUGAAAUCAGUGAGAUCAAAUAAUUAUUAAGACAAAGUGAGAAUUAAGUGAAAGAGACUAAGAGAGAUGAUUAAUAGUGGAUAGAUUAAUAGACAGAAAAAGAGAAAUUAACAAAUCAAUUCAAUUAUGUCAAUGAAUUGUUGAAUUCUAAAAAUGUUGAAAAUGAACAAUUAGCUAAAUAAAAUCACUUAUUGUAAUCCAAAUUAUUGGAUAAUUAAAAAUUAGAUUUCGAACAUUUGGAAUUAGCAUUGAAUACAAGAGACAAAGUAAUUGAAGAAUGGAAAGGCAAAUUUUAGAGAUUAUAACAAGACUUAUAAAAAGUUAUAGAAGAUAAAGUAGAAUUGGAAAACAGGUUCAGUACAGUAGAUUUAGAGAUUGAAAGAUGGAAAAGAAAGGCAAAUUCUAAUUCAGCUGAAAUUGAAAUGUUAAGAGUAACCAUUGAUUAACUGAAUGAUGAGAUUGAAAGAUUAAAUAAAAAUACAUAGGACCUCUUAAAUGAAAAUGAUUCAUGGAGGCAUAAGUAUGGUAAUUUAUAAUAAUUGAUACCUUAAAUGGUACAUCAUUAACCAAAUCCAGAAACUUAAGCAUAUUAGGUUACUCCAGGAAACAGUUUCAGAAUUCCCCCAGGAACUGAAAGAAAUUAGGGUAGCUUUAGAAAUUAGCCACCUCCUCUUGAUUCUAGAAGGUCUUUUAGAAGAGCUACAACUAUCGGUCUAACAAAACCAUGA